CUAUGAGACCCCAGUGUGUGAAAGCGAUGCCAGAUCGAAGAACACAGAGAUUGAUGAUCCAUUCAAGGACAGAGAGCUUCCAGGCUGCCCAGAAGGGAAGAAAGUUGAAUUUAUUACCAGCUUACUUGAUGCUCUGACUACAGACAUGGUACAGGCUAUUAACUCAGCAGCACCUGCUGGGGGUGGGAGGUUCUCUGAGCCAGACCCCAGCCACACACUGGAGGAGCGAGUGGUACACUGGUACUUUAGCCAGCUGGACAACAACAGCAGCAAUGACAUCAACAAGAGGGAGCUGAAGCCUUUCAAGCGUUAUGUAAAGAAGAAAGCCAAGCCCAAGAAAUGUGCCCGACGUUUCACUGACUACUGUGACCUCAACAAGGACAAGUCAAUCUCGCUUCAGGAGCUGAAAGGGUGCUUGGGAGUCAGCAAGGAAGGAGGUAGCCUGAGCAGUUUCCCCAAUGGAAAAAGACAAGGCCUUAACCCUUUCAUAGGUCGCCUGGUGUAGCAGCAGAAGACAGGAAGGGAAGGCAGGAGCCAGCCCAAAGGAAAGAAAGAUCCAGUGACAGACGGACAGACACCUUGCUGCUUGUGAGCAAGCAUGCAGCAUCAGCAACAUCCAAUGUAGCAGAAGUGGCACCCAGAAUGUUUGCACUUUUUAAUAAUUGAUUUGGGUUUGGGUUUGUUUUUAAUUGCUUUUCAAUGCCAUUAUCUAAUACUUUGGAGAGUGGGGGGAAGCAGGAUCAUGACUUUUUAAAAUUUGAACAGCUACUGAUGACAUAAAAUUGAGUUCACAGGGACUCAAAGAUAAUUUUAUAUACUGUAUAUAAAUAUAUAUGUAAAUUGU
Messenger RNA from Antrostomus carolinensis (chuck-will's-widow), 844 nucleotides. Its product is annotated as SPARC-related modular calcium-binding protein 1-like. The annotation marks the transcript as partial. Gene Ontology annotation, cellular component: basement membrane. NCBI's taxonomy places the organism in Eukaryota, Metazoa, Chordata, Aves, Caprimulgiformes, Caprimulgidae. Gene Ontology annotation, molecular function: extracellular matrix binding; heparin binding; calcium ion binding. The record is from RefSeq and is a predicted model, not a curated record. Gene Ontology annotation, biological process: extracellular matrix organization. The transcript has 5 exons.